AUGGCUCGAAAACCACGAUACUCUAUGAGGGUUCAAUCGACACCAUCUGAUAUCCCUGCAUCUUCUCCAGUGCCUAAUGCAGCUGGUUUAACAGCCCAAAGUGCUCCUUUACUGAAUGAAAGCCCAUCUAAUUUUAUGGGUAAUCAAUCACCUUUAACUGAUGAAGAAAUUGAUAUGGUGGAACCAACAAAUGAACCACAUGAAAUACCUAAUGCAAGUUCCCAAUCUGCUGUUAAGAAAAAAUCCCCCAAAUAUUGGACCGUUGAUGUCAUAGAUGAUAACGGAGUAAAAAGGGAGCGUCACUUGCGUAUUCAGGAUUUGCUUGUGCUUCCUGACAAUCAUAAGGUCAUAUUAGAAUGGAAUGACAAUGGCCAACCAAUUCAAGAAUCUGGUGGCUUGUAUGGUGUAUAUUCAGGUUCAAUUGCUGCUGAUUGUCAUAACUUCCCAAUCAUCUAUCUGAAAUGGCCACAUGUUCCAAGCUUUCACAAAGAGCUUGUCUGGGAAAACCUUCUCAAAGCUAAGUUUGAUGUCAACGAUGGAGAUCAUAAAAAGUGGAUAAUGAUGGACCUCGGAAAGAAAUGGAAGGACAACAGAUCAAGGCUGUGGCACAUGUUUAAGAAUUCUGAUAUGUCCUUCGAGGAAAGUAUUGAGAGAUGCCCAAUGGGAAUUCCAAGAGAACAGUGGGCUUCUUUUUUGAAGUACAGAUUCGAGAAAAGAACAAUGGAAAUUGCUGAAAAGAAUACUGCCAACAGGGAAAAGCUAACAAUUCCACACACUUUAGGCUCAAAGUCUAUUGCAAGAAGAAAAAGAGAGCUGGAAAUUGAAAAAGGUAAGCCUAUCAGUAGAGCGGAAAUGUAUGGCUAUUCACAUCUGAAAAAAGAUGGUACAUUUGUGAAUGAAGAGGCUAUGGAGAAAAAUGUGUUUGGGAAGGAGCACCCUGGACGUGUACGGGGUAUGGGAUUUGGGGUCUGCCCUUCCCAAAUUUUUAAACGUCAUUGUAGUUCUGGGGCAUCUUCCUCAACAUCUAGAGAUAAUGAAAUUAGAGAGUUGAAAUCUAAAGUUCAAUCUUUGGAGGAAGCAUUGGCUUUUGUGGUACGUAGCUUUGGGGGUCAAAUGCCCCCUGGUUUUGCAUCAAAUGGAUUGCAACAGUUGGAAUUCCAUCACAUGUCUACAAUUGCUCAUAUUCAAACUGUACGAACGUAG
Messenger RNA from Gastrolobium bilobum, 1203 nucleotides. RefSeq lists its product as uncharacterized. Bases 1 to 1203 code for a protein of 400 amino acids. The record is from RefSeq and is a predicted model, not a curated record. The transcript is spliced from 7 exons. NCBI's taxonomy places the organism in Eukaryota, Viridiplantae, Streptophyta, Magnoliopsida, Fabales, Fabaceae.